AUUAAAAUAUGUAUUCUUUAGCGACACCUUGCCCGGGCUCGGAUUGCAGAACGCAGAGGAACCUCCUAGAAAUCUCUCUGCUCGUCGAGAUCCGAACUAGGGUUACGCUGCUUCGUUCUCAGGAGACUGGUCGUGGUUCCGGAACUGAGAGUCUGGGUUUUCUGGCGGCUUGUAUCGGUUUUCCAGCGAGAUCGGCAGUAGGUUUUUUGGAGAUAAACAUGACUGAAUAUCUGAAGGUAUUGUGCAUUUUUGGUGUUGGAUAGAAGAUCUUGAAGGAAUGUCAGACUUGUGCAUGUAUGAGCUUGAAGAUAUUGCAUGGGAUGACUUUGGUGUGAGUGACGAUCAUAUAGUGCCUCAUCCUGGCAAUGAACCUGAGAAAGAAUGCACCAUUCGGAUUAAUAGUCGUAAGAAACCACGACAAGAAGUAGUUGGUAUUACUACAAAUAUUGAAGCAAGGCAUGCUGCUCAAUUUGUUAGUCCAGACAAGGAGAAAACAAGCUUAUUAACUCCGAAGAACAGAAAGGACACAAUGUUGGAAAAGGGUUCAUGGUCUCACUCAUCCGAUGGGUUUCCUGCUUCAUGUGAUGGUGAUCCAAGAAAAGAUGUCAAUGUAUUAGCAUCCGAUGAUUCUGGGAUGUCCAGCUGCUUUAGAGCUAGCAAUGUUGAUUCUGGUGCCACUGACCUUUGUGACAAUGAUCCUGUCAGGGACAGUGGUACUACAGUUGAUAAUAGCAUGUAUCAUUAUCCACUCUCUCAUAUUUCGCAAACAGACAAUGAUCUCAGCUUUUUUGAUAAUGAUCAAGGAGAUAAAGAAAGCAGUGACCUAUUAUAUUAUGGGUGGCCUGAUAUUGGAAAUUUUGAGGAUGUUGACAGGAUAUUUAGAAGUUGUGAUUCAACAUUUGGGCUAGGGAGUGUUAACAAUGAAGAUGAGCUGAGCUGGUUUUCGUCUUCAAAUGCUAUCGAGGGGAGUGAAGAUGUGAAACCUGGCUUUAAGUUUUCAUCUCCGGAAUCAAGUGCAUUAGGAAGUGUGUCUGAAUAUCAUGAAGCUCCUAGGCUGAACAAUCCAAGUCCAUCACUAGAUGGUUGCGACAAGAGCAAUGUCUCCAUUAAAUUUAAAACUAAUUCUUGCACAUCAGAUCCCAAUCAACAUGCUGCUCUCUGUUCGUUAUCCUUCAUGAAUGGGUCCAAUACAAUUUCUGACACUAAGGAUUGUUUUAUGCCUAAGGAGCAGAUCAAUUUGCAUAAAAAGCAGUCAAAGCGUCAGAACUCAUCAGAAGGAAAAAGAAAAGACAAAUAUUUGGAAAAUGGCUGUUCCAUUAAUCACUGCAGUAACCUGAAACCACUGGUAGAUGCACACAUUCCUCAUAUGCAUUCAAACUACAUUUAUCCUCUUGAUCAAAUGGCUUCUGGUCCAACUCUUUCAGUUAGCAAAUCUGAAAACAAUGCUUUCUCUUCUCGUUCUCGAAAGGCGGCCUCCUAUGCAUCAAAUCAAGUGCAGACUCAGGAAAGUUCUCAUGGUCCUUCAUUUGAGGCUUCUGUUAUGGCAGGGCACUUGAAGACAGACAAACCAUAUUCUCAAUCAGGUUUACAGGCAUCAUUAAAUAGCAAUCUUGAACAUGUGGAUUUGGGGGCCCAGGCAGCAUUUUGUGAUCCACUGUCUGUUCAGAAGCCAUUACUUAAUUGUGAAACCGAGGUUGAAGGUCAUAGUGAAGUUGGAGGAGCUAAUAUAGGAGUUCCAGCUGAAUUAGAUUGUUCAAAUGUACAAGAAAGCUCGUGCAUAAGCUCUUUGGAUGAAAUUUCACUAGAGGCUACAAGUUUUCGCCAACUUCAACAUGUCAUGGAACAGUUGGAUAUUAGAACGAAACUGUGUAUAAGGGAUAGUUUGUACCGUCUUGCUAGAAGUGCAGAACAAAGGCAUAAUUGUGCAAAUUUGAAUGGUGGCAUUAGAGAAGAUGGAGACACAAGUGGAGCAUUGAUGGCUGAAGAAGCAACUAAGUGUCCUGGAUUAAUUGAUAUGGAGACCGACACGAAUCCCAUCGAUCGAUCUAUAGCACACUUACUGUUUCACAGGCCCUCAGACCCUUCCUUAGCACCUGCAAAUGAUGCUUUGGGUCACAAGUCUCAUACCUUGAUGCAUGGGUCUAUUACUAGUCCUCCUGUAUUGGCGGAGAAACUAGUUUGCAAUGACAGAACAACUGCCGGUGGUGGUGGUGAUCAAACGUUGCUGAUCACCGAUGACAAGAAGCAAUGAGAACUGUUUGUUAGCUUGGGCAAUCAGCAGGUCCAAUUGAUGCCUGUUCUGAAAUUGCUGCAACAUGACAAUGUAGAAUAACCCUUUAAGUUUAACAAUACUCCAACGUAGAUCCCAGGUUUGGUACCAUGUUUUGUAUGUAAAAUUCUGAGAUUUGGUUUUAUUUGUAUGCUGGUGCACAAACUUAUGUUUUCCAUGAUAAGCUGUUUAUCCA
Messenger RNA from Malania oleifera, 2465 nucleotides. RefSeq names its product protein LNK1. The transcript is spliced from 9 exons. Gene Ontology annotation, biological process: circadian rhythm; regulation of DNA-templated transcription. The record is from RefSeq and is a predicted model, not a curated record. Bases 278 to 2251 code for a protein of 657 amino acids. Lineage: Eukaryota; Viridiplantae; Streptophyta; Magnoliopsida; Santalales; Ximeniaceae.